AUUUUUCUAUAUUAUAUAGAGAACUAAUAUUUUUACUUUUCUAAAAAAAUCAGAAAAACGAAACUGCUAGUUUUCAUGAAAUAUGAAUAAAGUUUUCAAAAGUUCUUAUUUUCCUUCAAUCAAAUGGGCAAAAAAAAAAAAAACAAAAAAAAGGGCAAAAAAUUAGAAAGAAAGAAAAAAUUCACCACACUUUUCGGGGGACCAAACCAACCCCUCAGAGAGAAAACUAUUAUUUAGGAUAUAAUUUUUUAAAACUUUUACUGUGGUCAUGGACUCAUCGGCCCAUUAAUCCUUUUUUGUUUUAUUUUUUUAAAUUUUGAGAAAUAACUAAAUGAUGAUGCAUGGGAAAAUGGAGAAAACUGAGAAGUUUCCAAUGGCGCAGACGCCCGAGCCUAUCGACGUGGAAGCAUACGACCACGGGGUCCUCGUGGAUGCCAAAGACCCGGUCUACGAGAUCGUCCCCGACGACGACCGUGUGUACGCCGAGGAUCUCCAGCUCCAGGAAAUCAUCAUGCAGUCGACCCAGCCCACUAGCACUAAUAACAAGGACGGCGAGCCCUCGUGCUCCCGGUCCAGGUCCCUCUGCGGGAUCUGUUCGGGCACCGGGUGCACGCACUCCGUCUCGAUCGAACGGUUGCGAGGCGCCGAUCAAAUCUUCCGCGUCGCCAUCACCGGCGACUUCGACGGCGAAGCGCUCAUGAAGCUCGUGAACGCCAUAUACGACGCCGCGCAUCGCCCCGCGGGGGAGAAGGGGAAGGAGAAGCUACAAUUCGGAGAAUCGGCGUCGCUGCCGAUCGCGGUCGAGGAGGAGGAGGAGGCGACGGAGUUCCACUGCGGGAUCUGCAUGGAGUCGCGGCCCAUCGCCGAGCGGUUCGGCGUCGAGAAUUGCUCGCACAUUUUCUGCGCCGGGUGCGUCGGCCGCUAUGUCGCUGCCAAGGUGGAGGAGAGCGUGAUUUAUAUCCGCUGCCCCGAGCCGGAGUGCCGGGACGGGGUUCUGGAGCCGGAGCCGUGCCGGCGGAUCAUCCCGCGCGAGGUUUUCGACCGCUGGGGGCUCGCGCUCUGCGAGGCGGCGGUCGGGGACAAGAAAUUCUACUGCCCGUACAACGACUGCUCGGUAUUGCUGAUCGACGAUGGCGAAGGCGGCGACGCGGGUGCGAUAACGGAUGCGGAGUGCCCGCACUGCCACCGGAUGUUCUGCGCGCAGUGCAGGGUGCCGUGGCACGGCGGGGUGGCGUGCGAGGAGUUUCGGAGUCUGGGGGAGGACGAGAGGGGGCGGGAGGACCUGAUGCUCAGGCGGCUCGCGGCCGACGCGCGGUGGCAGCGCUGCCCGCAAUGCAAGAUGUUCGUCGAGAAGACCGGCGGGUGUAUUCUCAUGAGCUGCAGAUGUGGAUAUUGCUUCUGCUACACUUGCGCGUCUCCAAUGUCGACGGCUAGCCAUUACUGUUCCAAGUGUAAACGCUAAUUUGGAGAUCCAAAGGUGUUUCGAUAUA
Messenger RNA from Ananas comosus (pineapple), 1490 nucleotides. Its product is annotated as probable E3 ubiquitin-protein ligase RNF144A-B. Gene Ontology annotation, biological process: positive regulation of proteasomal ubiquitin-dependent protein catabolic process; protein polyubiquitination; ubiquitin-dependent protein catabolic process. The coding region runs from base 332 to 1462 and encodes 376 amino acids. Gene Ontology annotation, cellular component: ubiquitin ligase complex; cytoplasm. The record is from RefSeq and is a predicted model, not a curated record. NCBI's taxonomy places the organism in Eukaryota, Viridiplantae, Streptophyta, Magnoliopsida, Poales, Bromeliaceae. The transcript is spliced from 3 exons. Gene Ontology annotation, molecular function: ubiquitin protein ligase activity; ubiquitin conjugating enzyme binding; zinc ion binding.